Messenger RNA from Lucilia sericata (common green bottle fly), 2553 nucleotides. RefSeq names its product MAU2 chromatid cohesion factor homolog (gene Mau2). The record is from RefSeq and is a predicted model, not a curated record. Lineage: Eukaryota; Metazoa; Arthropoda; Insecta; Diptera; Calliphoridae. Gene Ontology annotation, molecular function: protein binding; double-stranded DNA binding. Gene Ontology annotation, cellular component: SMC loading complex; chromatin. Gene Ontology annotation, biological process: mitotic sister chromatid cohesion; maintenance of mitotic sister chromatid cohesion. The transcript is spliced from 3 exons. The coding region runs from base 117 to 2363 and encodes 748 amino acids.
UAGCGAAAGUAAACAAGGCGGACGGGUUUUUUUUAUGGAAAAAUAUACAAUUUUUGUGCAAUUUACCAGGAAAAUUAUUAAACGUUAGCGAGGAGAAUACAAAACGGACAAAAACAAUGAGUUUGCAACCGGCAACUGCCCAAACUCCAACAACUUCCCAGGAUGCUUGCUAUAUCUCGCUCUUAGGCUUGGCCGAAUAUUUUCGUACCUCACAACCACCAAACAUUAAAAAAUGUAUACAAUGUCUACAAGCAUUGUUUACGUUUCAUCCACCUUCCAAAGUUGAGGCCAGAACACAUCUGCAAAUGGGACAAAUGUUAAUGGCUUACACCUAUAACACUGAUCUGGCGCGAACGCAUUUAGAGACGGCCUGGAAAUUAUCAGAACCGUUAAUGAAUUUUGAUGAUGUUAAAUUUGAUACUGCCUCUCUGCUGUCAGAAUUGUAUAGACAAACGGAACAGAGUUCUUUGGCCAAGGCCAUGUUGCGGAAGGCCAUUGAGCUGUCGCAGAAUAAUGUUUACUGGCAUUGUAAACUAUUAUUGCAGUUGGCACAACUGCAUGCCAAUGAUAAGGAAUAUACUUUGGCCUCGGAACUAUUGGCGGUGGGUGCUGAAUCGGCUGAUGAAGCCAGUGCCACGUAUUUGAAAGUUUUAUUCUUGCUAUCAAGAGCCAUGAUCUUGAUGAUAGAGAGGAAAACUAAUGACGUAUUGGCUUUACUCAAUUCCGCUGGUGCUAUAAUAGAUAAUCACAUAACAAAUCCUCACCAUAAGGAGUACUUGAAGGUGUUUUUCUUGGUGCUACAAGUGUGUUACUAUCUGGCUUUGGGUCAGGUGAAAACGGUGAAACCAAGUUUGAAGCAAUUACAAAUGUCUAUACAAACAAUUAUGGCGCCUAAUUGGCCGGCCGAUGAGGUAAUAUUUGGACAAAAUCCUUUGGAUAUGUUUGGUUGGCUACCAAAAGAGCAGCUGUAUGUUUUAGUCUACUUGGUAACGGUAUCACAUUCCAUGAUGGCUGGCUACAUGGAUAAAGCACAAAAAUAUACCGAAAAGGCUUUAACACAAAUUGAAAAGCUAAAAGCACAAGAUGACAAACCCAUAUUGUCCGUUUUCAAGGUCAUACUACUGGAACACAUUGUUAUGUGCCGCAUGGUUAUGGGAAAUCGCGAACUGGCCAUACGAGAAAUAGCUGCCUGUCGUGAUGUAUGUUUGGCCUCCGGUCCAAAUGGUCAAUUACUUAAACGUCAUUCAGCUCAGCUGCACUGUUUAGUGGGUUUGUAUGCCAUGUCCACUAGUUUCUUCGAACAUGCCGAAAGGCAAUUUUUAACUUGUGUAGCCGAGACAAGUGAAAGAGAUUUGAAAUUAUUUGCUAAUUUAAAUUUGGCUAUAAUAUACUUAAGAACAAAAAGGGAUCAGGAUUUAAAGCAAAUAUUGGAUGCCGUCGCUACAGAAAAUACUCACACGUAUAGUUCUCAAGCAUUAAUGGGUGGAUUCUAUUAUGUUCAAGGUCUUCAUGCCUUUCACAAGGCAAGUUUUCAUGAAGCCAAGCGUUUUCUGCGUGAAACUUUAAAAAUGGCCAAUGCCGAGGAUUUAAACCGUUUAACAUCUUGUUCAUUGGUUCUCUUGUCUCAUGUCUUCCUUAGCAUAGGCAACUCGAAGGAGAGUAUGAAUAUGGUGACACCAGCUAUGCAAUUAGCUUCGAAAAUACCCGAUAUUCAUGUUCAGCUCUGGGGUUCGGCCAUACUUAAAGAUUUACAUCGUAUGUCAAAGGAUGCCCUACACGAAAAAGAAGCCUAUGCCAAUCAUGUCAAAUAUUCUGAAAAUCUUAUAGCAGAUCAAUUGAAAUGUGUACAGAGUAUACAUCAUUCCUUAAUCGAUUGGCUAAAGGGACCGCCACCUGCCACUGGAAGCGUUCCCGCCAUAACAGCUGGGCCCAGUAAUAGUACGGUUAUUGCCACUACUAAUCAAGCACUAGCCACUAAUCAACAAGUGUUACAACAACCUCAGCCUCAACAAAUGGCCGCUAUGCAUCUACCACAUUCACAUUCUCCUCUGCAACAACAGCUACAUCAGCCACAACAGCAACAACUUCAACCAUCAACAACAAAUCCCACCACCCUUCAUAUACCAGCACAAACUGUUAUACAACAACAUCAACCUUUAACACAAUUGCAACAACAACAACCUAUUGCUUCAACUUCCACACAACUGCAACAACAAAUGUUACCGCCGCAGCCGCAGAUGAGUAUGCAUCAACUGCCUCCGCAGCCUCAGGUGAUUAUGAAUCAUCCUCAACAAACCGUACAAUAUAUACACCAACCAAUUGGUCCUCAAGUACAACAACAACAAUUUGGCCAGUACUAUUAGUUAUGUUGCGUUUUUUUUUAUUUCGUGUAAAGUUAAGAGAACAGAAAUACAGUUUGUGGUUUAAGUUUCUAAGAAAACAAACAAAAAAAUACUUCAAAAUGCAGCCUAUUACAUUUUUUUAAUAGUUUUAAGUGGAAAGAAGAUAGAUGGAAGUGAAGAAAUAAAGAAAUCUUUUAAAAAACUCUAAAAA